AUGGAGCCCCGCAUCGUGGGGCCCGGGCCGUACCGGGCCACCAAGCUGUGGAAUGAAACCAUUGAGCUUUUUCGCACUAGGAUGCCAUUACGAAAACAUCGCUGUCGUUUCAAAAGUUACGAACGUUGCUUCACAGCGGCUGAAGCUGUGGACUGGCUGCAUGACCUGCUCAGGUGCAAUCAGAACUUUGGCCCCGAAGUGACCCGCAAACAAACGGUGCAGCUGCUAAAAAAAUUCCUGAAGAAUCAUGUUAUCGAAGACAUCAAGGGCAAAUGGGGUCAGGAAGAUUUUGAAGACAACGGUCACUUGUAUAGAUUUCCUCCCUCCUCACCAUUGAAACCAUAUCCAAAGAGGCCCCCAUAUCAAAAGGAUACUAUUAAAUUUCCAGAAUGGAAUGAUACCCCACCAGGUGUGUCACAAGAAAACAUUCCAGUUAGGCCACUUGUGAUGAAUUCUGAGAUGUGGUACAAGCGUCACAGUAUUGCUAUUGGAGAGGUGCCUGCUUGCCGCCUUGUCUACCGCAGACAGCUGACAGAGGCCAAUGUAGAAGAGAUAUGGAAGUCUAUGACAUUAUCACAUUUACAGAAAAUCCUUGGCCUAGAUUCCUUGGAAGAAGUUUUAGACAUUAAACUUGUCAAAUCCAAGUUCAUCAUACAUAAUGUAUAUAGUGUGAGCCAGCAGGGAGUUGUUAUCCUUGAUGACAAAUCAAAAGAACUUCCUCAUUGGGUACUGUCAGCAAUGAAGUGUUUGGCAAAUUGGCCUAAUUGUUCAGAUUUGAAACAGCCUAUGUACGUAGGAUUUGAGAAAGAUGUCUUUAAGACCAUAGCAGAUUACUAUGGUCACUUGAAAGAGCCUCUGCUUACAUUUCAUCUUUUUGAUGCCUUUGUCAGUGUUUUAGGUUUGUUACAGGAGGAGAAAAUGGCCAUUGAAGCAUUUCAGAUUUGCUGCCUCCUCCUGCCACCUGAAAAUAGGAGAAAGUUACAGCUGUUAAUGAAGAUGAUGACAAGGAUCUGCUCAAAUAAGGAGAUGCCACCACUUUGUGAUGGCCUUGGCACCCGGACGCUGAUGAUUCAGACAUUUUCCCGAUGCAUCUUGUGCUCCAAGGAUGAAGUGGACUUGGAUGAGUUAUUGUCUGCUAGGUUGGUGACAUUUCUGAUGGACAAUUACCAAGAUAUUCUUAAAGUCCCUUUGGCCUUGCAGACCUCCAUAGAGGAGCGUGUGGCUCACCUACGAAGAGUGCAGAUAAAAUACCCAGGAGCCGACAUGGAUAUCACUUUAUCUGCUCCAUCAUUUUGUCGUCAAAUUAGUCCCGAGGAGUUUGAAUACCAAAGAGCAUACGGCUCUCAGGAACCUCUGGCAGCUUUGUUGGAGGAGGUUAUAACAGAUGCCAAGCUUUCCAGAAAAGAGAAGAAGAAAAAAUUGAAGCAGUUUCAAAAAUCCUACCCUGAAGUCUACCAAGAACGAUUUCCCACACCAGAAAGUGAAGCACUUCUGUUUCCCGAAAAACCAAAACCAAAACCACAGAUGGUUAUGUGGGCUCUAAAAAACCCUUUCCAACCAUUCCAAAGAACUAGAAGUUUUCGGAUGUAA
Pipistrellus nathusii (Nathusius's pipistrelle) is the source of this 1590-nucleotide messenger RNA. The record is from the annotation of a GenBank genome assembly. NCBI's taxonomy places the organism in Eukaryota, Metazoa, Chordata, Mammalia, Chiroptera, Vespertilionidae.